Molecule: messenger RNA, 2251 nt
Organism: Talaromyces proteolyticus
Lineage: Eukaryota; Fungi; Ascomycota; Eurotiomycetes; Eurotiales; Trichocomaceae
Exons: 5
Coding region: 368-1855 (495 amino acids)
Source: RefSeq, a predicted model, not a curated record
GCUGCUGCCACUGCUACUGCCCUCCUUUUCCUUCCGUAUUACUCUCUUACCACCACCUUACAUCUCUCUACCUCUUUGCUUCGUCUAUCCACCCGGCUAGCUGAGUUGCGAGUUGCUUCCUAUAUCUUAUCCUGCUCCACCUACUAUGCAUUGGUGCAGCUCAUCGCUGGCCUGUCCUAAUCGCCUGACCUAGUCGCAGCUGGCUGUGCCUUAUCUUCUAUCUCUUCCUACCAUACUGCCGCCAUAGGUGUACUGCUACUGUCCUGGCUACUGUCCUGGCUACUGCUGCACUACUACUGCUUGCUACUAUUCCCAUACGAGCUAUCAAUAUCCUCCGACUAUACAGACAAACAAAGAGUGUGGACACAUGCAGACCAUGCCGCCUCGCACGUCGUUGACGACCUACUCCGUGUCCGAUGCCGCCAACGAGGUCGUCUGCCCGCUGACCAACAAUGACGGCUCCAAUUGUCGCAAGGCAUGCCUGGGGGAAAAACGAUACCGCUCGAUGCAAGAGCACAUUCGACGGGCGCACCCGAGCCACUACAUACCGAAGCUCCCCGCUACCGAGGAAAGCUUCCUGCUGAUGGUCAAUACCCCGCUGGACCAGCGCGCCCAUCUCCAGCCAGCUCAUCCCAGCUCCCCGAAGAAACACAGUGAUGCGAGUCCUCCCGUGACCCCCCGCACCAUCGAUGAUGCGCAUCCUGCAGCUGCUACGGCUGCCGUUGCCCUGGCCCAGCUGCACCACCAUCGCCUUGCCUCGGACUGGGAGUCGGAAAUGGACAUGCAUUCCGAUAACGAAAUCGGCAACCGCAUGCGCUCGUCGAUCGAGCUCCCCCCGUUGCGAGACCAUUUCAAGCAAGAGUCGCUGCCGCACUUCCAGUCGCCGCGACCUCGAGAACUGCUCCCGUCAAUUCUCGGCCAUUCGCCGCCAGGCAGGUCGUCAACGUUGCCGCCUUUGCAGCGGAACAAAAUCCAGCGGCCGCGCAAGUCGUCCAUUACCCAAAGCGCUCGCAAACCCAAGCAUGAGCGCACGCGCUCGAAGGAAUUCGGUCGACGGCCGAGUCUGAACGAUCGUAAGGCCUUGUCAGCCGAGCCGCAGACGGCAGCCUGGGUACAGGGGAAGCGAUGGGAAGAUCUGAUUGAGGCGGCGACUUCUGCGACUGAAGUAGAUGAAGACCGCGAUUUGACACCAGUCCCCCAUUCGCCGUCUGUUUCGACGCUGCUCAAUAGCUCGGCAUCUCUAUCAACAAAGAAUGUCAAUCGCAACUCGAUGCCGCCAUCCUUCCAACCCGCCGGCCUGGCCCCGAUGCACCGGUCGUUUCAAUCAUCGUCGUACGCUGCCUCGCCUCUGCAAAAGGCGCUCACCCCGCCUCCACUGGACAUGCUCCGUAGCCGCGACAGCGAUUUAGAGCCAUUUCCUUCGAUCGAGUCUUCGCUUGAUUCCGCCUCGACAGUGUCGGGGAAGAACUUUCACAUGUCCGCUAGUGGACUACCAGGGAACGCAGACUCGAGUCCGAUCAACCACCUGCAGAACCAUGCACGGCCGCAUCAUCGGUUCUCCAACCCCACGCCAUCGUCUUUUCGCCAUCGCGAUAUCCAGAUCUACUGCGCCAAUUGCAACCGGUUGUGGCCGCUGCAGGAAUGCUUUGCUUGUACGGAAUGUAUUUGUGGCGUGUGCCGCGAAUGCGUGGGGAUGUUUAUUAGUAGCCCGAUGUCGCGGCCGACGAGCAGUCCGAACAAAGGGCCGACGAGCAUGCCUGUCCAGACUAUCCAGAACUAUGCGGCUCCGCGGGGGUGUCCUCGAUGUCGGACUGUGGGGGGGAAAUGGAAGGCGUUCCAGCUGGACUUUCGUUAGCCAUUAAUCACGUAUAAGGCAAUUCACGAGUCACGAUUUACAUUACAUUUCGACAUUUCUAUCUACUACUACUUACUACAACUACAUACUAUAUGCGCAGCUUACUGAGAUAUAGCUGUUAAUAGCGUUCUUGAGAAGCUGGUCUUCUCUUCACUCACUGUCAUCUAUCUGUUAUUUUUAUUAUUUGGGUGUAAGGUAGGCUGGAGUUAUCUUUAUCUUUUAUCAAUCAAAUCAAAUCAAAUCAAUCAAUCGUACACUAUAUAGAUAGUAGUAUGCGAGAUCUUUGGGUACUCAUCCUAAUCUAGUUCGCGCGGCUGCCGCCGUAAGGAGAGGCACAUCAAGGCUAGAUGUAGUAAGUCUCAUCGUUGUGUUUUUUCAUAAUUAGAUACAUGAGAA